Nothobranchius furzeri (turquoise killifish) is the source of this 3275-nucleotide messenger RNA. RefSeq names its product oxysterol-binding protein-related protein 3. Gene Ontology annotation, cellular component: membrane; cytosol; intracellular membrane-bounded organelle. The record is from RefSeq and is a predicted model, not a curated record. NCBI's taxonomy places the organism in Eukaryota, Metazoa, Chordata, Actinopteri, Cyprinodontiformes, Nothobranchiidae. Gene Ontology annotation, molecular function: cholesterol binding.
GUCAGGCUCUCGAGCUACUGAAACAAACCGCCUCCCGUCCACCACGUCGCUCUGACCGUCGGGCUGUUGAACGAGGAGCUGCUGGAUCCCAAGCCUGGCACGGAGCCGCUUCGGUACCGGGAUAGGAUGCUGUAGUUUCCGCCACACGAAGCUGCUGACUGCUGGCUUGGCCUUCAUAGGUCAGAGUGAUGCUCCUGGAGGCUUUGCUCUGAUCUCCGUUUCCACAGAAACAAAACAACGCUCAGCGCAGAACAGCCUCGUCGCAGUAAGAUGACGACGUCUUCGCCCACUCACAGUGACAGCAGCAGCUCCUCCAGACAUGGCGUUAAGCAGGACAGGUGGGAGAUCGUGGAGGGGCUUCGGGGGGUUCCUGCCAGUAUGCAGGAGCCUGACAUUCAGGAGGGCUUGCUGCUGAAGAAGAGGAAGUGGCCCAUGAAAGGGUGGCACAAGAGGUACUUUGUGUUGGAGAGAGGGAUCUUGAAUUAUGCAAAGCGAGCAGCUGAUCUACAAAAGGGAAAGCCCCACGGCUGCAUAGAUGUUGGGCUCUCUGUGAUGUCGAUCAAGAAGAAAGCCAUGUGCAUCGAUUUGGACACGGAGGACAACAUUUAUCACCUAAAGGUGAAGUCUGCCGAGUUGUUUGAGGAGUGGGUGUUGAAGCUGCGUCACCAUCGGAUGUUUCGGCAGAAUGAGAUUGCCUUGUACCCCCAUGAGAAGCACCUCUUCCACCCCCACGCCUCGUCCUCCCCAUCUCUGAACGACUCCUUUAGAAAUAGAGCCACGCUCACUAAGCAGACAUCUAUCCACCACGCCAAGGUCGGCUCCUGGCUGCAGUCUUCAGAGGAGAUGAACAAAUGCAGCAAAGAGCUGGAGGAGUGUGAGUCUUAUCUGCUGGAACUCAACCUGCUGCUGAAGAGCAUGGAGGUCAUGCACCGCACGCACUCGGCUCCGGCCAUCACUGCCCUGCAAACGUCAAACUUUGACAUUCCCAAAAAAGAGAAGAGGUCAAAGCGAUGGCGAUCCAAGCACAAUGGCAAAGAACCCAAAUCCACACUCCAGGUCCCCAGCUGCAUCUCCAACCAGUCCCCUCGCCUCCACGCGUCCAACCCCAACCUGUCCACUGCAGAGUCAGCCACCCAGGACGCGUGUCCUCAGUCUCCAGACUCGCCCACAGAAGUGUCUCAGCUGCAGCAGGACUUCUGCCGACUGUCCAACAACAUUCACAUCUCAAUGAAGUCAGCAUAUAGCUGCCUGAUAGUAGAGAAGGAGCGGCUGAAGCAGGCCAUAGAGCUGCACGGCCCCCAGCUGCCUCAGGUCAUUGGUCUGAAGAGCGGCUACGCCUCAGAAUGCUCCACCCCCAGCCAGUCCUUGGUCCACCAGGCCUCCAGUGAGAGCAGAGCCUCCAUUCCAGAGUCCAUGUCGGAGUUCUUUGAUGCCCAGGAGUACUUGCUGUCCUCGUCUUCUUCUGAGAAUGAGGUGUCUGACGAUGACUCGUACAUCAGUGAUGUCAGCGACACAGUCUCCAUGGAUACCUUCGAUGGAGGCAGCGAGAGACACAACUCCGUCAGCAGCGUGGUGACCAUGACCCGCCGCCGCCGCUCCGCGCUGCCCUGCCCCUGUCCACCCAGCAGCGUGAGUCUGUGGAACAUUCUCAGAAACAACAUCGGCAAAGACCUGUCAAAGGUGGCCAUGCCCGUGCAGCUCAAUGAGCCGCUCAACACUCUGCAGAGGCUGUGUGAGGAGCUGGAGUACAGUGACCUGCUGGACACGGCCAACCAGACGGAGGACGCGUACCAGCGCAUGGUGUACGUGGCAACGUUUGCUAUAUCUGCAUACGCAUCAUCUUAUUACCGAGCAGGAAGUAAACCCUUUAACCCCGUCCUGGGAGAGACGUACGAGUGUGACAGACCUGACAAGGGCUUCAGGUUCAUAGCUGAACAGGUGAGUCAUCACCCACCUGUGUCAGCAUGUCACUCGGAUUCAAAGAACUUCAACUUCUGGCAAGACAUGAGGUGGAAAAAUAAGUUCUGGGGGAAAUCCAUGGAGAUUGUUCCCAUGGGAACCACACAUGUCACACUACCUGCGUUUGGGGACCACUAUGAAUGGAACAAGGUGACUUCCUGCAUACACAACAUCCUGAGCGGGCAGCGCUGGAUCGAACACUACGGAGAGAUCUCCAUCAAAAAUAUCAACAGUGACGUCUGCCAGUGUAAAGUCACGUUUGUCAAGGCGAAGUCUUGGAGCUCCGCGGUAAACGAAAUUGAAGGUGUGAUUACAGAUUCCAAUGGAAAAGUGAUACACUCCCUUUUUGGAAAAUGGCAUGAAUCCGUGUUCCAGGGAGAGCCGCCUGCCGCCACGUGCAUCUGGAGACCAGGUCCAGUACCAGAGAACAAGGACCAGUACUACGGGUUCACCCAGUUUGCAGUGGAGCUGAAUGAGCUGGACUCAUCUUUAAGACCGCUGCUCCCCCCCACAGACACUCGCUUCAGGCCGGAUCAGAGGCUGCUGGAGGAGGGGAACGUAGACGCGGCUGAGGAACAGAAGCAGAGGAUCGAGCAGCUGCAGAGGGAGAGGAGGAAAGUGCUGCAGGACAACAACAUGACACACCAGCCGCGCUUCUUCAAGAAGUCCAAGGAUGACUCAUGGGUGAGCAACAAGACCUACUGGGAGCUGCGCAGAGAACCUGGCUUCAGCAAAAUGGAUUUCCCUGUGUUAUGGUGACCCCGCUGAAACCCGCUGUAGAAGAGGAAGUGUCCAACUGAACGGGGAGCAGCUGCAGCCCUGACCUGGUUGAGAUGCUCCGUGUCAUCGUAACACAAGUCCACACGGACCUCCAGCUUCCUGUUUCUGGAUACAAGUGCUCACAACCCGCCGUGCUUCUUCCACUUUGUUCCUGUUCUUUAACAGUUUUAUGUAGUCUCCUUCAUUUUAACUGCGACUGGAACCAGAGUAGAUCAAAGAUCAUGACCGUGUGUUCUGUUGCUUUUAUCAAAGUGCCUUUUUACUGUAGUGCUGCACUCAACGAGCUGCUGGAGCAGUUAUGCAACAAAAACCACUCAGUGGAGUCAGAGCGAUGCUUCAGAAAGGACAGAAGAACCAGAACCGUCUGGGACUCUCCGCUGAGAUCCGGUUUAUCGUGGUCUCAUGCCUUUUUCAGUAGCUGCCUUGUGAUCGUGACUUCUUUAACCAGACUGUAAAUACUGUGUGUGAUUGGGUUUUUCAGAGGAAAACAGCAAUAAUACUUCCUGUUGGAGCAGGAUAAUAAAGUUUACACUAGG